Molecule: messenger RNA, 1637 nt
Organism: Aspergillus fijiensis CBS 313.89
Lineage: Eukaryota; Fungi; Ascomycota; Eurotiomycetes; Eurotiales; Aspergillaceae
Product: WD40 repeat domain-containing protein
Exons: 3
Coding region: 23-1570 (515 amino acids)
Biological process (GO): ribosomal large subunit assembly
Cellular component (GO): nucleolus
Molecular function (GO): protein binding
Source: RefSeq, a predicted model, not a curated record
CCCCCCCCAGAUCACUCUCACAAUGGCGACUCUUCUGCCUCCUCCUACCAAGCGUCAGAAGACGGAGAUUGCCGAGAAGGCCCGUCUUCAGCAAGAGAUCGAGAGCAUCCCGGAGAAUCUGGGCAGUGUCCGAGUGCAGUUUUUCGACCAAGCGACAGGAGCGCCAACCGGACCAGCAGUGUCCGUCCCAGUGGCCGAUGCCAACGUGAAGAACUUGGAGACGCUACUCAAUACCCUACAAGGCAAUGAAGAUGAUGAGCGGGUGCCAUACCGAUUUACCUACCAGUCGGACGAUAAGGACAAUCAGACGAUCGACAUUCUAACACAUCUGUACCACUCGCUGCUCAAGCCGGGCCUCAAGACCACCGAAGAUACCGUUCACCUCUACUACACGCCGCAGGCGGUUUUCCGAGUCAAGGCGGUCUCGCGAUGCUCUGCUUCCAUCGCCGGACACGGGGAAGCGAUUCUGGCCACCUCCUUCUCCCCCGUCAAUUCGUCCACCAUGGUCACCGGCAGCGGUGACUCAACGGCCCGAAUCUGGGACUGCGACACCGGAACCCCCCUGCAUACCUUGAAGGGUCACACUAGCUGGGUGCUGGCGGUCAGCUACUCCCCCAACGGCGCGAUGAUCGCGACCGGCAGCAUGGACAACACGGUGCGGGUAUGGGACGCGAAAAAGGGCACAGCGCUCGGGGCGCCGUUGAAGGGCCAUGCGAAGUGGAUCACCAGCCUGGCGUGGGAGCCCUAUCACCUACAGCAGCCGGGGCGGCCGCGCCUGGCGUCCGCCUCCAAGGACUCGACGGUCCGCGUCUGGGACGUGGUCAGCAAGCGCAUCGAUAUGGUUCUCACCGGCCACAAGGGCUCGGUCACCUGCGUCAAGUGGGGCGGCACGGGCAAGAUCUACACGGCCUCGCACGACAAGACGGUCAAGGUGUGGAACGCGGAGAACGGCACCCUGAUCCAGACCUUGUCCGCCCACGCCCACCGCGUGAACCACCUGGCGCUGUCCACGGACUUCGUCCUCCGGACCGCCUACCACGACCACACGGGCCAAGUCCCGCAGGCCGACGCCGAGAAGGUCGCCGCCGCGAAGCAGCGGUACGAGCACGCCGCCACCAUCAACAACAAGAUCGUCGAGAAGCUCGUCUCGGCCAGCGACGACUUCACCAUGUAUCUCUGGGAGCCGGAGAACUCCAGCAAGCCCGUCGCGCGACUGCUCGGUCACCAGAAGGAGGUCAACCAUGUCACAUUCUCGCCGGAUAUGGCGUACAUCGCCUCGGCGGGAUUCGACAACCACGUCAAGCUCUGGAAUGCCCGGGAUGGAAAGUUCAUCACCACUCUCCGCGGCCACGUCGGAGCCGUCUACCAAUGCUGUUUCUCCGCCGACUCCCGCAUGCUCGUCUCCUCGUCGAAAGACACGACCCUGAAGGUGUGGAACGUCCGCACGGGCAAGCUCUCCGAGGACCUGCCGGGACACAAGGAUGAAGUGUUCGCGGUGGACUGGAGUCCCGACGGACAGAAGGUGGGAAGUGGCGGCAAGGACAAGGCCGUACGGAUAUGGCGCAACUAAUGUCGGAGAAGAAAAAAAGCUUUUUGUUUGUGUUUUAACUCGAUGAACAAAGUAUAUAGAACCAGAU